CUAUUCCUCUGCAUACAAUCUAUCCAAGCCCGAUAUAGAUAAUUACACACCAUGCCCCCUUCUUACCUAUUCACCAUUCCAAUCCCCUCGACAAAUGGCUCGGUGACCUGCUCCAAUCCCACAGAUAACGACGAAGACAAGACUAUAUACAUUUUAACCUUCACCUCGCCCAAGGAUAACAGAUUGACCCCGACCUUCAUCGAUGCUCUGCUGCUGGCAUUGGAUAUCAUCGAGCAUCGCUACCCGAAGGGCGUCGUCGUGACAACCAGCGGCAUCGCCAAGUUCUACAGUAACGGUCUCGACUUGGAGCUUGCGUUGUCUACAGACGGAUUUCUCGACAAGUGGUUAUGGAGGCUGUAUAGGAGGUUCAUUACAUACCCCAUGCCCACUGUCGCCCUGGUAAAUGGUCAUGCCUUCGCUGGAGGCUUCAUGCUAGCCAUGUACCACGACUACCGCAUCCAGAACCCGUCAAAGGGCUUCUUCUGCGUCAAUGAACUCGAAUUCGGUGUCCCCUUGCAAACUCCCAUGAUGAGCAUCUUCCGCGAGAAGCUCCCUCGCGCAACUUUCCGUGAUGUCAUCCUCGAGGCCAAGCGCUUUUCGGGACAGGAGUCGUUGAAGGCUGGGAUCGCCGAUGCCUUGGGUGGACUGGACGAGACUCUAGCUUUCAUUCGGGAAAGGAAACUACAGGGGAAAGCAGCAACGGGGAUCUAUGGGACGAUAAAAGAGGAGAUGUACUGGGCGACUCUUCGAACACUGGACGAUACUGAAGCCAGUCUGCAGUGGAGAGAGCAGGUAGAGGAGAAGAAGGAAAGGGAGAGUGAGAUUUCAAGGAAGGCUGUUGAGGAGUGGGAAAAGAAGCAGAAGGCGAAAUUGUAA
Molecule: messenger RNA, 876 nt
Organism: Monascus purpureus
Lineage: Eukaryota; Fungi; Ascomycota; Eurotiomycetes; Eurotiales; Aspergillaceae
Source: the annotation of a GenBank genome assembly